AUGGAAGACGGCGCUGUGUUCUCGGCGAGGCGGCAUAGUCACGAGGACACCACGAGAGAAUCAGCCUUUGUCUACACCAACAGCAACAACACCAGAGACCCCUUUGAGGGCCCCAAUUAUCACAUUGCUCCCCGAUGGGUCUACAACAUCUGCACCUUGUGGAUGCUCUUCGUGGUUUUUGCCUCUGUCUUCACCAAUGGCCUGGUGCUGGUGGCCACAGCUAAGUUCAAGAAGCUACGGCACCCACUCAACUGGAUCCUGGUGAAUCUGGCUAUAGCUGAUCUGGGGGAGACGGUCUUGGCCAGCACUAUCAGCGUCACCAACCAGUUCUUUGGCUACUUCAUCCUGGGACACCCCAUGUGUGUAUUUGAGGGAUAUACCGUCUCAGUUUGUGGCAUUGCAGGUCUGUGGUCUCUAACAGUCAUUUCCUGGGAGAGGUGGGUAGUGGUGUGCAAACCUUUUGGCAACGUGCGAUUUGACGGCAAAUGGGCGAUAGGAGGCAUCAUCUUCUCCUGGAUCUGGUCUAUCAUAUGGUGCACCCCUCCGAUCUUUGGCUGGAGCAGGUAUUGGCCCCAUGGCCUGAAGACUUCCUGCGGCCCAGAUGUGUUCAGUGGCAGUGAAGACCCAGGAGUAAAAUCCUACAUGAUCACGCUGAUGAUGACCUGCUGUGCUCUGCCGCUGUCCAUCAUCAUCAUCUGCUACAUCUUUGUAUGGUCCGCCAUCCACAGUGUGGCCCAGCAGCAGAAGGACUCAGAGUCCACACAGAAGGCUGAGAAGGAGGUGUCGCGCAUGGUGAUCGUCAUGGUCUUUGCUUUUGUCCUGUGCUGGGGCCCCUAUACCUCCUUCGCCACCUUCUCUGCCAUCAACCCAGGCUAUGCCUGGCACCCCCUAGCAGCAGCCGUACCUGCCUACUUUGCCAAGAGCGCCACCAUUUACAAUCCCGUCAUUUACGUCUUCAUGAACAGACAGUUUCGGACCUGCAUCCUGCAGCUCUUUGGCAAGAAAGUGGAAGACGGCUCCGAGGUGUCUGGCAGCACCACAGAGGUCUCCACUGCCUCAUAG
Scleropages formosus (Asian bonytongue) is the source of this 1062-nucleotide messenger RNA. RefSeq names its product green-sensitive opsin-2. The coding region runs from base 1 to 1062 and encodes 353 amino acids. Gene Ontology annotation, molecular function: G protein-coupled receptor activity. NCBI's taxonomy places the organism in Eukaryota, Metazoa, Chordata, Actinopteri, Osteoglossiformes, Osteoglossidae. Gene Ontology annotation, cellular component: membrane. The record is from RefSeq and is a predicted model, not a curated record. The transcript is spliced from 6 exons. Gene Ontology annotation, biological process: visual perception; G protein-coupled receptor signaling pathway; phototransduction.